Messenger RNA from Saprolegnia diclina VS20, 3231 nucleotides. RefSeq lists its product as hypothetical. Gene Ontology annotation, molecular function: ATP hydrolysis activity; P-type calcium transporter activity; ATP binding. Gene Ontology annotation, biological process: calcium ion transmembrane transport. Gene Ontology annotation, cellular component: intracellular membrane-bounded organelle; membrane. NCBI's taxonomy places the organism in Eukaryota, Oomycota, Saprolegniomycetes, Saprolegniales, Saprolegniaceae. The record is from RefSeq and is a predicted model, not a curated record. The coding region runs from base 1 to 3231 and encodes 1076 amino acids. The transcript has a single exon.
AUGAAGUUGCUCACUGGCGACCUCAUCCGGCUCGUCGAGACGCCCAAGGAGCGCGCGGCCGAGGCGCUUGCAGCGCUCGGUGGCGUCGAAGGCGUCGCGUCGUCGCUGGGCGUCGCGCUCGACGGUGGCCUCGACAGCUCGAACGCGGCCGACCUCGCCCAGCGCGAAGCGACGUACGGCAAGAACUACAUUGAGCCCGAGAAGCCGAGCACGAUCCUGCAGCUCAUGUGGCAGGCGUUCCAGGACUUGACGAUUAUCAUUCUGAGCGUCGCCGGCGUCUUCUCACUCGUUCUUGGCCUCGUCGCGCCGCACCACUCGUCCGUGCCCAAGAACGGCACCGUCAAGAGCGGCGGCGAUGACGAGCCCAACACGGCGUGGAUCGAAGGCGUCUCGAUUCUGUUCGCUGUCCUCAUUGUGACGCUCGUGACGGCCGUCAACGACUACCAAAAGGAGAAGCAGUUCCGCGCUCUGAACGCGGUCAAGGAGGACGAGAAGAUCAAGGUCAUCCGCAACGGCGUGCCGGCCGAGGUCAGCAAGUUCAACCUCCUCGUCGGCGAUAUCGUCCGCGUCGACCUCGGGGACAUUCUGCCCGCGGACGGCCUUGUCUUUGACGAGAACGACCUCAAGAUCGACGAGAGUGCGAUGACGGGCGAGUCGAUUCUCCUCCGCAAGAACCGCACGGAAGCUCCGUUUCUGCUCUCGGGUACCAAGGUCAUGGAAGGCGUCGGCAAGAUGCUCGUGCUCUGUGUUGGCGAGUCGUCCCAGGCCGGUAUCAUCUCCAAGCUCAUCAUGGGCAAGGGCUCCAAGCCGACGCACACGGCCGACGAGGCUGCCGAAGACAACUACGUCUCGGUCGUGACGCCCAACAACACGGACGAUGCGAUGCUCGAGGCCAAGGCGCCGAGUACCAAGGACGACGACGACGACGACGACGACGGUCCGGUCUCGCCGCUCCAGGGCAAGCUCGACCGCCUCACGAUCCUCAUCGGCAAGCUCGGUCUCGCGGCUGCCAUCAUUGUGUUUGUCGGGCUCGUCGCGCGCUUCUCCAUCCAGACGUUUGCGAUCGACGACAAGGAGUGGACCAAGGAAUUCCUCUCGGACUACCUCGGCUUCUUCAUCAUCGGUAUCACGGUGCUCGUCGUCGCGAUCCCCGAAGGUCUCCCGCUUGCUGUGACCAUUGCGCUCGCCUUCUCUGUCAAGAAGAUGCUCUUGGACAACAACCUCGUGCGCCACCUCGACGCGUGCGAGACCAUGGGGUCGGCGACUACGAUUUGCUCGGACAAGACGGGGACGCUCACGACCAACCGCAUGACGGUCGUCGAGAGCUACGUCGGCGGCACCGAAUUCUCGUCCUCGGCCGACCUCGGCGUUGCCUUGUCGCCGGUCGCCAUGGCGGCCCUCUGCGACGGCAUCUGCCUCAACUCGACGGCCGAGAUCCUCCCGCCGCUCAAAGAAGGCGGCAAGCCCGAGCACACGGGCAACAAGACCGAGUGCGCGCUCCUCCAGUUUGCCGCCGACAUGGGUGUCGCCUACGCCGACGUGCGCAAGGGCGGUGAGAUUGGCCACAUGAUUACGUUCAGCUCGGCCAAGAAGCGCAUGUCGGUGGUCGUCCGCGUCUCGGCGACGACGUGCCGUGUGUUCACCAAGGGCGCGAGUGAGAUUGUGCUGGAGCUCUGCACGUCGCAGCAGCGCCUCGACGGCUCGACGAUCCCGAUGGAGAGUCACAUGAAGAGCCACAUUCUGAGCAACGUGAUUGAAAAGUACGCUGGCCAGGCGUACCGGACGCUCUGCCUGGCGUACCGUGACAUUGACGCGUCGAUGGACGACAUCAAGAGCUGGUCGGACGACGAGAUUGAGCGCGACCUCACGUGUGUGGCCAUUGUCGGCAUCGAAGACCCGGUCCGCGACGAAGUGCCGGGCGCGAUCCGCCAGUGCAACGACGCCGGCAUCGUCGUGCGCAUGGUGACCGGCGACAACAUUGCGACGGCCAAGUCGAUUGCGCUCAAGUGCGGUAUCCUCUCGCCCAACGACGGGUCGCUGGUCAUGGAAGGCACCGAGUUCCGUCGCCGCGUCUUGGACUCGAACGGCAACAUCAUCCAGAGCGAGUUUGACAAGAUCUGGCCCAUGCUCCGCGUGCUCGCGCGGUCGAGCCCGAAGGACAAGUACACGCUCGUGUCGGGUCUGAUUGCGUCCAACGUGUACCCGCACGGUCCGCAGGUCGUGGCGGUGACGGGCGACGGCACCAACGACGCGCCGGCGCUCAAGAAGGCGGACGUCGGUUUUGCGAUGGGCAUUUGCGGCACGGCGGUCGCCAAGGACGCGUCCGAUAUCAUCUUGAUGGACGACAACUUCAAGUCGAUUGUGAACGCAGUCAAGUGGGGUCGCAACGUGUACGACUCGAUCUCCAAGUUUCUCCAGUUCCAGCUCACGGUCAACUUGGUGGCGAUCACGAUCGCUAUCAUUGGUGCCAUUGCGCUGGAAGAGUCGCCGCUCUCGGCCAUCCAGCUGCUCUGGGUCAACCUCAUCAUGGACACGUUUGCGUCGCUGGCGCUGGCGACCGACUCGCCGACCGACGCGCUGCUCGAGCGCAAGCCGUACCCGCGCACGAAAGCGCUCAUUUCGCGCAAGAUGACCAAGCACAUUGUCGGCCAGGGCGUCUUCCAGCUCGUCGUGCUUCUCUUGCUCACGUUUGUGCCGUCGAUCGUCAACGUCCCUGCUGGCUUCAAGGCGGACCGUGAGAAGACGGCGUUCCCCAACGACCCGACCGAGCACUACACGAUCAUCUUCAACACGUUCGUGUUCCUCCAGCUCUUCAACGAGAUCAACGCCCGCCGCAUCCACGACGAGCUCAACGUCUUUGACGGCUUCUUCCAGAACAAGCUCUAUCUUGGCGUCCAAGUCAUCCAGGUCGUGCUCCAAGUGCUCAUCGUGCAGUUUGGCGGCCUCGUCUUCAAGUGCAAAGCGCUCUCGGUCGGCCAGUGGUUCAUCUGCCUCGGCAUUGGCGCGCUCUCGCUGCCCGUGGGGCUUCUUCUGCGCUCGGUACACGCCAAGCACAUGCCAAAGUUCUUCUCGAGUUGCUCGGACGAAGAGCCCGUGCAUGUGCCCUCGGCGCGUGGCAAGGAGCUCUGGGUGCGCGGCUUUGCCCGUCUCCGCGCGCAGAUCCGCGUCAUCAACGCCUUCAAGCGCUCGGUCGCCCAGCGUCGGCUGAUCACGGACGUCAAGUCUGUCUAA